AUGUUCGGAGCGCUGGGAGCACCGUCCCGGUUCCUGGUCUACAACGUGGCUAUUCCGUUCCUUCUCACCAAAUAUCUCAGCGUGGGCAUAUUCGGUUCACGCAUCAUGACAAUGAUGAUGUGGCUCACUGUGCUCUGUAUUCUGCGCGUCUUCUACUCCAUAUUCCUGUACCCCGAAUACUUUAGUCGCUUCCGUCAUAUUCCAACCCCAAAGGAACGCUCAUGGCUUUGGGGAAACUGCCCUCCCCACUUCGCUGAGCCUAUAGGCAUGACGCUUAGAAGGAUCAACGAGACGGUUCCAAAUGAUGGAGUGAUUAGAGUUUACGACUUCCUAUGCCAAGAACGCUUGUUGCUAACCGAACCCAAAGCCUUUGGGGAGGUGCUUGUGCAGAACCCCUAUGUAUUCACCAAGACUUUCCAGCUCAAGUACAACGUCUCCCGCCUUAUUGGCGAGGGGCUCGCCUGCUCAGAGGGAGAAGAGCAUCGUCGACAACGCAAGCACCUGAUGCCGGCGUUUUCCUACCGCCAUAUCAAAGAGCUCUACCCAUCUAUUUGGCUCAAGGCCGCCGAGCUUGUGUCUUGUCUAGACAAGGAGAUUACCGGGCCAGAUGGCAAGCCCAACAACAAGGUGAUCAACAUGAAGGACUGGGCCAGCCGGGUUACGUUGGACAUCAUCGGCGUGACGGGAAUGGGCUGCGAUUUCCAGUCGCUGCGGAAUCCAGACAACGACCUCGCGCUUGCGUACAGCAACCUCUUUCUACCGCUCCCCAAGAACUUCAAAUACUUUGCUCAGAUCGACAAUUUUAUUAGUCCGCGCAUUAUCUCGCGGUUGCCUUCCGAGUACAACGACAUCCUCACAGCCAACUCGCAAUAUGUCCGUAGAAUUACGACUGGCAUCAUCGAGAAGAAGCGUCUUCAACUUCGCUCGCAGCCGGAAGUCAAGAGUGUUGACAUCAUUUCGCAGGUGCUCCGAAGCGACGACGCCUUCAGCAACGACAACAUGGUCGAUCAGGUAAUGAGUUUCUUGGCCGCCGGCCAUGAGACCACGUCGACCAGUUUUCAAUGGGUGAUGCUCGCCCUGAGCCGCCACCCGCAUGUGCAGGAGCGGCUGCGUGCCGAGAUACACGCUGGCCUUCCCGUGUCCUGCUUUCCUGAUCAAGACCAGGGCAGCCAAGGAGCCACAACACCAACGGCCGCCAUGAUCGAUGCGCUACCGUACCUCAAGGCGGUAUGCAGCGAGGUCUUGCGGUGCUUUCCGCCGGCACCGCAAACCCUCCGCGUCUCCGACUAUGCCGACGGCUACAUCCAAGGCGAGUUCAUCCCCCGCGGCACCAACCUCCUCAUCGCUCCGCAGGCCGUCAACUACGACCCCAAGCUCUGGGGACCAGACGCCGGCGACUUCAACCCAGAUCGCUGGAUGGCACCCGGGCAGGCCAAUUCGGGCGGCGCCGCGAGCCCGUACGCGCUAAUGACCUUCUCACAAGGCCCGCACGGCUGCAUUGCCGGCGGUUUUGCACGCGCCGAGCUCGCAAUAUUGACCGCGGCGUUUGUCGGCUCGUUUAGGUUUAAGCUGGAAGAUCCAGACUACAAAAUCGAGUAUGACCAGAGUGUCACCAUAUCGCCCAGCGGUGGUAUCCGUAUAUACCUGGAGAAGUGCCUGCCGCUGGAUAGCCAGUAG
Messenger RNA from Metarhizium brunneum ARSEF 3297, 1677 nucleotides. It is a transcript of the gene FSL4, whose product is annotated as Cytochrome P450 monooxygenase FSL4. Gene Ontology annotation, molecular function: iron ion binding; oxidoreductase activity, acting on paired donors, with incorporation or reduction of molecular oxygen; heme binding. The record is from RefSeq and is a predicted model, not a curated record. Lineage: Eukaryota; Fungi; Ascomycota; Sordariomycetes; Hypocreales; Clavicipitaceae.